AUGCAAGAGUCUUUAAAAGAUGAAAUUAUUCCAUUCACUGUUCCUUCAUUUAAUAAUAGUAUUUUUAUUGAAGAUGUAGAUGAAAAUGAUGAAAAUGAAAUGAUUGUAUUAUUUACAACAUUUGGAUUAUUAUAUAAAGCUAAUAGAUUAAAAAAUAAUCCAAGUACAAUGCAUUUUAUGUAUUUUAGUCAUAACGCAUGGAUUAAAUGUCAUAAUCAAUUAGGAAAAUAUUUUAAAAUUCAUUCAAAUAAAUAUGAAUUAAAAAUAUUUAAUCCAAAGAAAUUAACAAACAACCAACAUACAUUACGUUUGCCACAAAUGUAUAAUCUUUGUAAUUAUUAUAUUGGAUUUAAUGCUUGGUCAACAGAAAUUAUAUCAAUUACUUGUGAUUUUAAAGAUGAAAUACAAAGUAAUGGAAUAACAAAAUAUGUUUUUCAAUAUACAACAAUUACUCAAAUUAAUUUUAUUCAUUUUCCUAAUGUAAUUUGUAGAGGAUAUGGAAGAUCUAAAUAUACAGGAAAAGAUUAUAAUCGUGCUGAUAGAACUUGUAAAAAAUUUUCAGUUGCAUGUUCUCGUAAAGAUAUGUUUAAAAAACUUGUUAUUUGUAUUCUUGUAACUAUAAAAGAUGGUGUUUGUGAACAAAAAGCUGUUCCUACAACAAUAGAAAUUGGAAAACAAGAUGAGGAUGGAUUAAAUCAAUUAUUUAUUCAAAAUUAUGAAGAAGAUAAAGAUGAGCCAAAUGAAUUAAAUGACCAAGAUUUUGAAGAAUUAUUAAAAUUAAUUUAA
Messenger RNA from Entamoeba histolytica HM-1:IMSS, 786 nucleotides. RefSeq lists its product as uncharacterized. The coding region runs from base 1 to 786 and encodes 261 amino acids. The record is from RefSeq and is a predicted model, not a curated record. Gene Ontology annotation, cellular component: nucleolus. Lineage: Eukaryota; Evosea; Mastigamoebida; Endamoebidae. The transcript has a single exon.